Coccidioides posadasii C735 delta SOWgp is the source of this 994-nucleotide messenger RNA. RefSeq lists its product as uncharacterized. The record is from RefSeq and is a predicted model, not a curated record. Gene Ontology annotation, molecular function: RNA binding. Gene Ontology annotation, cellular component: precatalytic spliceosome; U6 snRNP; U4/U6 x U5 tri-snRNP complex. NCBI's taxonomy places the organism in Eukaryota, Fungi, Ascomycota, Eurotiomycetes, Onygenales, Onygenaceae. Gene Ontology annotation, biological process: mRNA splicing, via spliceosome.
CAUGCACCGCGGCUGUGUUGCUGCUGCUUUGAGAACGACGUAAAACGAAAGCUACCUCUUCUUGGAUGCUCUCAGAUACGGAACUUAGGCUAUGACUUCACUGUUGCCCUAAAGCCAUCGCAGCUUGUUUUUGCGAUUUCUUCAACCCAAGACCUACCAGACAAUCGCCGCCGCGAGGUUGGGAGGGAGAGCAUCGUCGUGGAGGAGAAAGGCUCAUAGGGUUAUACUAGUGAAUCCGGGGGCAGCAUUACCGAUAAAAUCAAGGGCACUUUCGAACCAUGUCUCUGCAGCCCUAUAUAAACAAAAAGGUCCUGGUUCUCACUGUCGAUGGCCGCACCUUGAUAGGCACGCUUCUCUCCACGGACCAACUCACCAAUCUCGUCCUGUCGGAAACGGUGGAGCGGAUAAUCAGGCCGCCAGAUGACCCUGAACCGAGCUCAGAAGUUGACCAUGGACUAUAUCUGAUUCGUGGCGACAACGUGGUGAUAUGCGGGGAGAUUGACGAAGAGGUAGACGGGAAGAUCGACUGGUCGAAAGUCAAAGGCGAGGUCAUCAAGGGAACGAAGAAUUAUUGAGAGGCGCACCUUGUCCAUACUCGCAACGCCAAUAAAACAAAAUAAUAAUGGUCUUUCAGCGAGGCGUUUGGCUCCCCCGGGCAUACGGCUGGCUAGCACAAUGUUACAUACCAUGGAGAAGUUCGGGCAUUGCAGUAUAAGGUUCGGAUAAUUUUUUUUUUUUGGUCCUUCGUGGCGUAUCUCGUCAAAAACACCUCUUGAUAUGGAGUACGGCAUUCCCUCCCGGCUUGUUCGGCAGAUUGAAGGUGUACGACUAUGUCUACUAUUUCGAAACGAUGCCAAUUGAACAAUUGCAGCCCUGUUUAGAAGAUAGGUGGUGAAUUGGGUUACAAGUCUGAUGUACCUAUCGUCGGGCCCGAGCAACAAUAUGAAGGGGAAUGCAGCUAAUUCAAUUGGGCCAAGCGUAUAGUUAACCAGGA